This is a messenger RNA of Vigna angularis (adzuki bean), 1260 nucleotides long. Its product is annotated as protein ACCELERATED CELL DEATH 6. Bases 1 to 1260 code for a protein of 419 amino acids. The transcript has 3 exons. Lineage: Eukaryota; Viridiplantae; Streptophyta; Magnoliopsida; Fabales; Fabaceae. The record is from RefSeq and is a predicted model, not a curated record. Gene Ontology annotation, cellular component: plasma membrane. Gene Ontology annotation, molecular function: protein phosphatase regulator activity; protein phosphatase 1 binding.
AUGUCAGAUAUUCUAGAAACAAUAGUAAACAAAAAGGAGGAAUGGAUUCAUGGUAAGGAUCACAAACAAAGAAAUGCUCUUCACCAUGCGGCUUCUAUAGGUUACCUACAUGGUGUUCAGUUCUUGCUUGAAAGUUGUGAUACAUGUCAUAUGGAAAGAGACAAAGAUGGAUUUUUUCCUCUUCAUUUGGCUUCUGCAUAUGGGCAUACUGAAGUGGUAAAGAAAUUGCUUGAAAUUUGCCCAAAUCCCAGAGAAAUAGUUAAUAACAAAGGUCGAAAUAUCAUUCACAUUGCAGCUAUAAUGGGUCAAUUUAAUGUGAUAAAGUACAUCUUGCAAAAUGCAAAAGAUGAAGUUAAAGAUAUGAUAAAUGACAAGGAUUAUGAUGGAAACACUCCCUUGCAUCUGGCUGCCUCAUAUUGUCAUCCAAAAGUUGUGCAAGCCUUGACAUGGGACACAAGGGUUGAUCUACAUUGGCUUAACAACAACAGUCAAACAGCUCUCGAUGCUUUUGAGCAAUUUAAACAAGAAGAUAAUCCGCCCUUCCCACAGCGGCUAACAUGGUGUCUACUAAAAUCUGCUGGCGUACAAAAUGCUAAAAGAGGGUUACCGACUAUCGAUAUCCCUUUCCCCGAAAGGCCACAACCCAAAAGCACAGAAUUUUAUAAAGACAGAAUCAACACUCUUAUGGUGGUUUCAACCCUUAUCACUACAGUAGCAUUUGCCGCAGGUUUUACUUUGCCUGGUGGAACUAAUAGUUCUGCUCCAGAACAAGGCAUGGCUAUUAUUUUACCUCACGUGUGGUUUAAAACAUUUAUGUUCUGCAUCACAGCAUCCAUGUACGGUGGUAUUAGUGUCACUAUUAUACUCAUUUGGGCUCAAUUAGGAGAUAUAACUUUGGCUCUUUUUGCUCUUGAUGUGGCAAUACCCCUUUUAGGAGUCACUCUUGCAACCUUAUCAGUGGCAUUCUUGGCUGGUGUCCACCUUGUUAUAAGCAAUCUCAGUUGGUUGGCCACUACUAUUAUGAUUUUGUGUGUGAUCUUCAUUCUUCUGCUUUUGUUGCUGUACAUUCUUCUCUGGUUGCCCUCAGCAUCAAGCAACCUAAUAAUGCGAUGGAUUUCUUAUUUUCCUUUCAAGAUUCUCACAUGGUUAUUUGAGAAAAAUUCAACUGAAGAGGGAGAUGCUUCUUUGGAGGAAACCCUUGAGGAAGGAUUCAUUGCUGAAGCAAAUCUUGUAGAAGUUGAAGUGAAGGCCGAACAAUGA